AUGGCUGCUACUCGCCGCGUCGCCUACGUUUUCGCAGCGUCCUUUGUAGUCUUCGCUUCGGCUUGUACGUACUGCAACGCAGAAGAAGACCUGGCGCGCCAGGCCAGGAUGACUCUUUGCGAACUGGCCACGUCCUUCGACUACCCCUGCGAAAUCAGCCAUGUAACCACAGAGGACGGCUACUUACUGGAGCUGGACAGGGUGCAAAGGGGACGCGAGCACACUGCAACUGGAGCAAAGGAAAGCAAUGGGACCCGCGGCUAUCCCGUGUUAUUUCUUCCAGCGUGCACCACCACCUCAGACAUAUGGCUACUGAACUACCCAUCGCAAGCGCCUGGCUUCCUGUACGCCGACGCGGGCUUUGACGCGUGGUUUUUACAUACGAGGGAAACUGAACGGUACGCGAAUCACACUGAUCUCUCCAAGAACGACCCAGAGUACUGGAAAUUCAGCUUCGAGGAGAUCGGCCGUUACGACGUGGCGGCGGGCAUCGACCACGUGCUCAACGCUACCGGUGCGCCCAAGCUGACCGUGAUCACCUACUCUCAGGGGGCGAUGGACAUGCUGGCGCUGCUCUCCAUGCGGCCAGAGUAUAACGACAAGGUCGACCUUGUCGUUGCCUACGGUCCUGGAGGCAACACUUCCCGCAUGGGGCCUCCGAUGUCCCUCGUAAUGCCCUUUACUCCAUUAAUUACCGCAUUUGUGUACCCCUUCUCGAAGGCUGGCUACGUGGGAACGUCUGAUGGCCUUUCGGAGCUUCUCGCGGAACUUUGCAAGAUUUUCAACGGCAAAGCAUGCGCUUUGGGCUUCUUGACAACUCUAUAUGCCAGCCCGUAUCAGUUGAACGCGACACGACUGCCUGUGUACGUCGGCCACGUGCCCGUGGGAUCAACACUUCAGAAUAUGAAUCAUUACUAUCAGAUAUACCGUGCCAAAGACUUUGUCAUGUAUGACCACGGCGCCAAGGAGAACCGCAAGCGGUACGGUCAGACCAAACCUCCGGCCUAUCCAUUGGAAUGCAUCACAGCUCGAUGGGCAAUCUUCUCGUCAGAGGGCGACCAACUUGCCAAUCCACGUGUCGUCGGAGACCUGGUUGCUAGACUUGGACCAAGAGUGAUCCUGCAUCGGGUGGUUCCACAAAGGACCCUGCGUCACUUGGACUUCGUACUCGGGUACAGGGCAACGGAUUUCCUACACAACGUUGCCAUUGACACUAUCAAGCAAAACGUCGAUCGAAGCCCGUCGAAGAGCUUUUAGUGGGCUUUUAAAGAAAGAGCGCAAUUUUUUUACGGACAAGCGCGACAGAUAACAAAAGGUAAAGCUUGUCUUGCCUUCGUGUUUCGCACAAAAGCUUCGCGCCUAUUAUUUUGAUUUGAUUAUAUUCGACCAAAUGCAAAUGCCGCAGGAAGUAGUGAUGCUCAAGCAGUAAAUAGUAGAGUGCUAAAUAAAGAUUUCAUUCA
Messenger RNA from Rhipicephalus sanguineus (brown dog tick), 1460 nucleotides. Its product is annotated as lipase lipl-1. Lineage: Eukaryota; Metazoa; Arthropoda; Arachnida; Ixodida; Ixodidae. Gene Ontology annotation, molecular function: hydrolase activity, acting on ester bonds. Gene Ontology annotation, biological process: lipid metabolic process. The record is from RefSeq and is a predicted model, not a curated record. The transcript has 9 exons. Bases 1 to 1257 code for a protein of 418 amino acids.